This is a messenger RNA of Lycium barbarum (goji berry), 2595 nucleotides long. Its product is annotated as DNA repair protein XRCC3 homolog. The transcript has a single exon. Gene Ontology annotation, cellular component: replication fork; Rad51C-XRCC3 complex. Gene Ontology annotation, molecular function: ATP-dependent DNA damage sensor activity; ATP binding; four-way junction DNA binding. Lineage: Eukaryota; Viridiplantae; Streptophyta; Magnoliopsida; Solanales; Solanaceae. Gene Ontology annotation, biological process: double-strand break repair via synthesis-dependent strand annealing; t-circle formation; resolution of mitotic recombination intermediates. The coding region runs from base 143 to 997 and encodes 284 amino acids. The record is from RefSeq and is a predicted model, not a curated record.
UUAAAGUUCCGUUCAUAAAUUAUACUCCAAUAGAGGAAAAAGGAUUUACGCGUUUCUUUUUAAAUUUCUCAGCGUCUUUUACUAACCUACCUUCCACUAGAAGCAAAACAUCAGUAAAUUGGCGCCUUCCCUAAACUUUCAAAUGAACCAAACAAGAAUCACACAUUUGAUGAAACCUGAAAAUCUCCUUCAACAACUCACCCCUAUCCCCACCCAAAAAUGCACUCUCGGCUGCCCAAUUCUCGACGGCCUCCUCAACGGCGGCAUUCCUUGCAAUUCAAUAACCGAAUUAGUCGCCGAAAGCGGCUGUGGAAAGACCCAAAUAUCCCUCCAACUCCUCCUCACCGCUCAGCUUCCCGUUUCACUUGGCGGCCUCUCAUCUACCUCCUUAUAUCUCUACUCCGAGUCACCAUUCCCCCUUCGCCGCCUUCACCAACUCUCUUCCUCAUUUCCCACUCUCAAAAACCCCUUAGAUAACAUUUUAACUCACCCUCUUCACUCUGCACACCACCUGUUCGACGUAUUGUCCCAACUAGACUCCUUCUUAUUAUCAUCCCCUAUUAAGCUAAUUGUGAUUGAUUCUAUUGCUGCUUUGUUUCGGUUUGAGUUUGAAAACAAUCCGCGUGAUCUUAAGCAGAGAUCGGGGUUGUUUUUUAAGAUUUCGAGUAAAUUGAAGGAACAAGCGAGGCGAUUUGGGUUGGCUGUAGUGGUGAUUAAUCAGGUUGUUGAUGUAAUGGAUGAUUCUGAUGGUUUGAGGAUUGGGAAUUCCGCGUGUUUGUAUACGUCUGAGAGGAAAGUAAGUGCUGCUUUGGGUUUGUCUUGGGCGAAUUGUGUUAAUAUGAGGUUGUUCUUGUCAAGGAAUGAAGAGGUAGCUGGGGAUGAUUGUUUUGCUACGCGAACUCGGAGGUUUAUACGCGUUGUUUUUGCUCCUCAUUUGCCUGAUUCUUACUGUGAGUUUGUUAUUACUGGAGAAAAAAUUUGUGGUUUAGAAAGAUAAAACAUCGGCUUGAACAAACUAUGUACUGAUUAUCUAUUUAACAGAAAAAAGAACCUCUUAUUAUGCACACCACCUAUUCAAUUGUCCCAACUAGACUCUUUAUCCGUGUUAAAGUUAAUUGUGAUUGAUUCAAUUGAUGCUUUUUUUCUGUUUGAAUUUGAAAACAACCCGCGUGAUCUUAAGGAGAGAUGGGGGUUGAUUUUUAAGAUUUUGUGUAAAUUGAAGGAGCAAGCGAGGCGAUUUGGGUUGGCUGUAGUGGUGAUUAAUCAGGAUGUUGAUGUAAUGGGUGAUUCGGAUGGUUUAAGGAUUGGGAAUUGGAAUUGUUUGUAUACAUCUGAGAGGAAAGUAAGUGCUGCUUUGGGUUUGUCGUGGGCGAAUUGUGUUAAUACGAGGUUGUUCUUGUCAAAGAAUGAAGAGAGAAUUGUUCAAAGAGGUUGGGGAUGAUUGUUUUGCUGCGCGAACUCGUAGGUAACAAGUCAUGUACAUAUCAACUAUUUAACAGCAAAAAGAAUCUCAAGUUUUUUUUUUUCCAAGAAAGCAAAGGGUCACUGCAGUCACAAUACUAGUCUUUGCCUCUCUUGCCAUUGCUUCUUUGUUUGUUGCCAAGCAUCUCAAGAAUUGCACUUGUAAGUCUUUACUUUCUCAGCUUUACAUUUCUGUAAGUUGGUCAACUAUUUCAAGAAUUAGGUGCCUGUGUUGAGCUGUGGAGUGUUUGCAAAGGUGUAGCUUUUUGUGCUGCUAUAUAGAGAAGGCUUUGGUUAUACGGCUUUGAGGUUCUUCAAUAUAUCGCAGAAAGUUUUGAUCUUUAUUAAGAUAUGGGUCACAAGGGGAUUGCAGUAAGCAAAUGGGAAAAAGAAGAUAGGGGAAGGGGGUUUCAGUUUUUUCUUUUAUCGGAAAAGAAGAGAAGAAACAUGAUCACAAGAUUAUAAUGUAGUAAUGAAGACCUCAGGCUAAAGGAUCCCAGGCUAUGUGGCUCAAACUCUUCAAAAAUAUCGACGGGUGCAUAUCAUAUCCUCUAUAGUAGAAUAUUUUUUCUAUAGUAGUUAAUGCUCCUUUCUUUCCGGACUGUUCUACCGUGACUUUCUCGCUUUUGUUAUUUCUUGUUUUCAUAUUGUUUUCGAUAUGCUUGGUCCUAUCUGACCUUUUGUCUUGUUUUCCUCUCUUCUUCUCCUCUCUUGAGCCGAGGGUCUUUCGGAAACAGCCGCCCUACCUUUCAAGGUGGGGGUUAGGUCUGCGUACACUCUACCCUCCCCAGACCCCACAUGGUGGGAUUAUACUGGGCUUGUUGUUGUUGUUGUUGUUGUUGUUGUAUAGUAGUAUAUUUUUGAAGGAUCUACCACGAAUGAGACAACAAUUUGAAGAGUCUGAGCAAUCUUGUCCCAAGUUAGGUACAGAGGAAAACCUCAGGCCAACAGGUCCCAAUUAGCUAAACUACAAUUUUUUGUACAGCAACAUCUUUAAUGUAGUAAAGCUAAUCUACUAAAAAUUCUGUACAGUGGUUGCUUACUAAGCAUGUAUGACUAGGUGGUUUCUCCACCAGGUAUUUAUACCAAAUGAAUGAACACAAGCCAUAUGUUUUCAUAUUCUAUUUCGAAAAG